Messenger RNA from Dama dama (fallow deer), 2168 nucleotides. RefSeq names its product lymphotoxin beta receptor (gene LTBR). The transcript is spliced from 10 exons. Gene Ontology annotation, molecular function: ubiquitin protein ligase binding. NCBI's taxonomy places the organism in Eukaryota, Metazoa, Chordata, Mammalia, Artiodactyla, Cervidae. The coding region runs from base 233 to 1519 and encodes 428 amino acids. Gene Ontology annotation, biological process: hematopoietic or lymphoid organ development; immune response; positive regulation of canonical NF-kappaB signal transduction. The record is from RefSeq and is a predicted model, not a curated record.
GCGGCUCCCUGUCCCCGCCCCGCGCCGGCCCUCCACUCCCACUUCCUGAGCCCCGGCGCUGGCGCUGGAGCCCUGGAGGCCAGGCCAGGCCCGGCCACUCCGGCCCCCGGGGUGCGUCCGUCAAGUCCUGUCCCAGCCUCCGGGCUCUGCCACCACUGGCCCGGACGUCCAGGCUUCCACCUCCCUCCCAGGCCUCCAUCCAUCUGCUCGGCUGGCAGGCUGACUGGCCGCCAUGCGCCUGCCGUGGGCCACCUCCCACCGCGGCCUGGCCUGGGGGCUACUCAUCCUGGGCGUCUGGGGUCUCCUGGCCGCAUCCCAGCCCCGGCUGGUGAGGGGGGCGCCCAUGCAGGGGCUCCCAUACCACACGGAGAACCAAAGCUGCGGAGACCAGGAAAAGGAAUACUACGAGUCCAAGCAUCGCCUCUGCUGCUCCCGCUGCCCCCCAGGCACAUACGUCUCCACCGAAUGUAGCCGCCACCGGGACACCAUCUGUGCCACGUGCCCCGAGAAUUCGUACAACGAGCACUGGAACCAUCUCUCCUUCUGCCAGCUGUGCCGCCCCUGUGACAAGAUGCUGGGCUUCGUGGAGAUCAUGCCUUGCACUAGUGACCGCAAGACCCAGUGCCACUGCCAGCCGGGGAUGUACUGCGUCUUUUGGAACUCUGAGUGUGAGCACUGCGAGCCACUCUCCAACUGCCCGCCUGGCACUGAAGCCGAGCUCAAAGAUGAAGUCACGGAGGCUAACAGCAACUGUGUCCCCUGUAAAGCUGGACACUUCCAGAACGCCUCCUCUCCCACCGCCCGCUGCCAGCCCCACACAAGGUGUGAGGACCAGGGCCUCGUGGAGGAAGCCCCGGGCACUGCCCAGUCUGACACCAGCUGCAGAAAUCCACAAGAGCCCCCCGACGUGCCAGGAACGAUGCUAAUGCUGGCCAUCGUGCUGCCUCUGGUCUUGUUUCUGCUCCUCACCACCGUCUUCAUCUACACCUGGAAGAGCCACCCCUCUCUCUGCAGAAAGCUGGGAUCCCUGCUCAAGAGGCACCCAGAGGGAGAGGAAUCAAAUCCUGCUGAUGGAAACUGGGAGCCCCCAAGGUUCAACACACAUGUUCCUGACCUGGUAAAGCCACUUCUGCCCACCCCUGGAGACUUGACCCUGGCCUCUGCCGGCGUCCCAGCGAACCCGAAUUUGGAGGAAGAGGUGCUCCAACAGCAGAGUCCCCUGAGCCAGGCCAGAGACCUGGAUGUUGAGCCCCCAGAACAAGGCCAGGUGGCCCACGGCACCAACGGCAUUCAUGUCACCGGCGGCUCUAUGACGGUCACCGGCAACAUCUACAUCUACAACGGGCCAGUCCUGGGGGGAGCCCGGGGCCCCGGAGACCCCCCCGCUCCCCCAGAGCCUCCGUACCCCAUCCCCGAAGAGGGUGCCCCCCGCCCUCCCGGGUUCUCCAUGCCCUACCAGGAGGAUGGCAAGGCUUGGCACCUGGCUGAGACAGAGACACUGGGGUGCUACGCCCUCUGACAGGGCCAAGGACCCAAAGCGUCAGCCAUGCCGGACGGUGUCUGGAGGAGCCAGGAGAAGGGAGGCCGCCCUCCCCGCACAGGCCUGACUGAGGGCCUGGGAAGGGCCCCAAGAGCUGGGCCCUGAGGGGCCAGGCCUCAGACAUUGCCUCUCUGAGAGCAGGGCCAGCGCUGGCUGGGAACAGCGCCCCGGCGGGACUCUCAAGGCCACCUGAGCAGGCCCAGGGCUUCCCUGCAGACUCCCUGCCCACUGGGGCUGCACCGGCUUGGCCUCAGGCAUGGACAGGGCAUGUGACCCUAACCACUGCCCCCUGGCAUUUGAAUCCCAAGCCUGGCAUGGAACGGAGCCAGCCACACGGUCACUCAAGAACUGGGACCCCCCUGGCAGAGUCAUGGUGCUCAACAUUCCCAAGCUUCAGAGGCCCUUUGAGGGCCCACACUUCAGUGGACGGAGAGAGACCCAACAAGAAGCCGGAGUGACAAGGAGGACCACCCACCCUCCCCUCCUCGACAGGAAAGCGAGUCUCUCUAACCAAGGGCUUGGGUGGGGUUCGAGGUAUAAGGGUGAGUUUUGGAUGGGGAGGAAAAAAAUUGGUGAGUAUAUUUAUGAACUGUACCCACAUACAAAUAAAGAGGAGAUUGAGACCUAG